AUGUCCAAAAAGUGGAUCGAUAAGAAAAAGGCGACUACUUAUGAGCUGGUGCAUCGCUCAUUUGACGAUCCGCUGAUUCAUGAUGAUGAUGCCGGACAGACUGUGCUAGUAAAGAAGGACAACUUGAAUGAAAAAGUCCUGAAGGAGGCCCGAAAGAACAAAUACAUCAGUGGCCCGGUCCUGCACUCUCAAGCCGAAGAGUUUGCCCGAGCGGGUCGUCGAAACAACGAAGGCGAGGCCGCCGUGUAUGGCAUUACCUUUGAUGAUAGUAAAUACGACUACAUGCAGCAUCUGCGGCCAAUGGGUGUUCAUGAAGAUGCUAUUUUCAUUGGGAAAGACGGUAAAACAUCGCUGAAUGCCUCGCAGAAAGAGAAGCGCAAAGGGUUAGAAUUCAAGGACGACGAUAGUGAUCAAGUUCAGAUUCCUGCCGAGUUUCUGCCUUCCGAGGUGGAAUCAUCUGAGCCUACCUGGAAGGUUGCAUACAAGGCUCAGCAGGCUCUUCCCGACGAACUGUCGGGGCUGCAGCCUGAUAUGGAUCCGCGGUUGAGAGAAGUUCUUGAGGCGCUGGAGGACGAAGAAUACAUUGAUGAAGAGGGCGAUGAUGAUGUCUUUGGCGAGCUUUUGGGCGGUGACGAGGUCGACGAGUCCAGUUUCAAAGCUACGCUUCCCGAGGAGACUGUCGAACGCAAAGACGAUGAAGAGGACUGGGAAUACGAGUUCCGCAAGUUCAAGCUUGAUCAGAAGAAAGGCGUGGAGGUCAAUUCAGACGUUGGGUCCGACUUCGGCAGCGAUUUUGGCAGCGAUUUCCAAGUCGAGGAAGUUGCAGAUACAAUCGGCGAUCUGCCCAACAUUACGACUAAAAAGAAGAAGAAGCGCAUCGGCGCGAAAACCGAUCUCACAGGCUUUUCUAUGUCAUCUUCAGCAAACUACCGUAACGAUGGUUUAACUUUGAUGGAUGACCGGUUCGACAAGAUCGAAGCAGAGUACGCUAACGAUGAAAAGAGUGAAGAGGAACAAGAAUUCGACAUGUCGAAGGAGCGUUCGGACUUGGAAGACAUCCUUGACGACUUCCUAGAUAACUACGUUGUUCAAGGAAAGAAAAUGUGGAAAAAAUAG
Messenger RNA from Wickerhamiella sorbophila, 1116 nucleotides. RefSeq names its product Protein LTV1. Lineage: Eukaryota; Fungi; Ascomycota; Dipodascomycetes; Dipodascales; Trichomonascaceae. The record is from RefSeq and is a predicted model, not a curated record. Bases 1 to 1116 code for a protein of 371 amino acids. Gene Ontology annotation, cellular component: preribosome, small subunit precursor; nucleus; cytosol. The transcript has a single exon. Gene Ontology annotation, biological process: ribosomal small subunit biogenesis; ribosomal small subunit export from nucleus.